UUUUUCACGUGUUUUGCACUUGCCGUUCUUGUUUCAUUAGUUAAUUGUCCGUUAUUUAGUGUAUUUUUUGUGGAAAAUGAAACUACUAAUUGCCUUCGGGCUGCUCUGCCUCUGGCCCGUUCACAUCGGAUGGUGCCAGUCAGCGGAUAAAAAGGCGGAAAUUGCCAAACUGCGCAGCGAGCUGAGCCAAGCCUUGGAGGCCAGCGAUGCGGGACCGCCAGGAGUCAUCACACAGCCAGUGUGGACUAAGCAGGCACAAGGCCCCGCCACGGCCAGCAAAGUGAUUGUGGAUGAGGCGGCCCUGAGGAGCGCUGCAGCCCUUCGCGAAGAGAUCCAGAAGGCUGUGGCCCAGCAGGGCCAUACCAAAGAAGUGCUGCAGCUAGAUGCGGCUGUCAAGGCGGCAGGCAAUGCCCAGGUGGGCUCCAGCUUGGGUGAGGCGCGCCAGGAGAUGCUUGGCGCCAGCCAGGCGCCCGUGGACGGGCAGCCCAAUGUGGUGCAAUCGAGUGUGAACACGCCCGGCAUAGACCUCGAGCAGCUGCAGCGCCUCGAGCUGUCCAAGCGUCGCACCCGCGACCUGCUAGUGCUCAGCGGCAUCGUGGAGGACACACAGUUCACCCUCGGCUCGGAUGUGGGCCAAUGGGUGUCCGUGCAGGCCAAUGGCAGCGCCUACCUCGUGGGCCUGCAGCCGAAGGACCUACUGGUGCUCAACGGAGACUUUUCGCCGCUGCAGACGGUGCCGCUGGUGGCACCCAUUGACGCGAUGCUCAGCCUCGAGCGCUGGAGCAGCCACACCCAGCUGCAGGAGGGUCUCCUGGUGGUCGCCACACAGCAGCAGCUGCUCUGGCAUCGCCUGGAGCCGGGCCGUGGCCUGAUGCCCUUCUGGCACUGGCCCCUGGGCAGCCAGGCCUCUAAGCUAGCGACCUUCAGCCUGGACGGACGCGACUUCAUAGUCCUCACCGGCAAUCGCACGCUGAGCGUCUACUCCUACGACCUGGAGGCGGAGGAGUUCUGGAUCGCUCAGCGCCUGCAGCUGCCCGAGGCGAUAACAGCCAUGGCCGUGCUGGACACUGGCCGGGAGCUGCUGCUGGCCGUUGGCCAGACGGACGUCGCCCUCAUCUAUGCCUACAAUCCGCGCGAACGUCCGCUUGGGGAGGCGGGACUGCAGCUGCAGCUGCACCAGCGAGUGCCAGCGCCACAGGUGGCGGCCAUUGCCGCCUUCCAAAUGGGUGGACGCAGCUACCUGGCGCUGGGCGGACAGCGGCCCCAGAUUCUGGCCCAUGUGCAGGGCCAGCUCCUGCCGCGGACGAUUCUGGGUCAGAAUUUUGGCUUCGUGGAGCUCUUUCUGCCCGUGGCUGUGCGCAGCUAUCGGGAUGAUCUGCUGCUGCUCGUGCAGCAUCGCGUCGCCUUCGACACGCACUCGCUGCUGGUGCUGGAGGUGCUCAUCUGGACGGGGGAGGCCUUCGAGGCGGGAUUGCCGCCGCCCUGCGGCAUUGCCAGUCAGCCGAAUCACAUCACACACGGCGCCGGCUGCAUGCUCGACCAUGAGCGGGAGGCGGGCCUGAUUGGUGCAGCGUUGAUCCGGCAGCAGGAUCAGCCACCGCUGCUGCUGGUGCCCCGCCUGGAGGCACCGUCGGGGCUCUUUCGCCUGCAGACGAAGCUGCUGCCACGGAACUCCGAGACCAAGGAUCUGCAGGAGAUACACGAGUUCAUGCGGCAGUGGGUGGAGGAGCAGGACGCCAUCAUCCGCCUGGUCGAAGCGCAACUGAGCGCCCCCCCGCCCAUGGAGGAGGAGUUUGAGGAGAUCCACACGCCGCAGUUGAUCAACGAGGCUGGCGAAAUAGAGGAACUGUUUGUCAACGAUGCCCGCUGGACGGCCGAGGAUGCGGCCAUCGAUCUGCGCCAGCUGCUGCAGCAGAUACGCCAGCUCGAGCAGGAGUUGCAGGCCGGAGGUGGAGCAGCAUCAGCCAGCAUGCACCGCGCUAAACGACAGCCCGAAACGCUGUACAACUUCCACUACGAUCACCUGGAGGUGGACAGCUGCGAGGCGGAUGUGCUCCUCCUGGAGCAGCUGAACCAUGCGCCAUUCUACGUGCAGAAUAAGUCGCUGCUGCUGCCCGCUGGCACGCUCAAUGUGCAGCGCCUGGAGCUGCUGCAACUGCCCACGCAGCCGCUGCACGCCGAGUCCCAUGAGCGCCUGCAGCUGGAGGGGAGUCUGUCAUGCGAGACCAUCAAUGGCCUGGGCUGGAGCCAACUGCUGCAGGAUCUGGUGUGGCGUCAUCGGCCACUGCAGCUCUCCCAGCUGCAUGUGCAGGGCGCUGUCAUAUUCGAAGAGGCGCUGCAUCUGAGCUCGCUGAAUGAGUUGCGUUUCCCCGAGGAUUAUCUGUGGUCACAGGGCAACGGCACCAGCGUUGUCCACGCGCCCAAGGAGUUCACCCAGACCCUCGCUGCCAAUGUUGUGGACACGACUGGAACCAUCAAUGAGAUGAGACCGGAGGAUGCCAUCACGCUCAGCGAUGCACAGGACUGGCCCGGUCUGGUGACCUUCUCCCAGCUGGAGGUGUCCGAGGAACUCGAGCUAAAUGGCAGCGCCCAAGGCAGGCAGUUCGAGGAGGCGCCACUGAAUCCCACACUGCUGGAGACGCAUCACAUCCGCACCGCCGACUGCCAUUUCAUGCAGCUGCACGUCCAGGGUGCGCUCCAUUUGCGUGGCCAACUGGACAACGACAGCUACGACGCGCUGCUGGGGGAUCUGCUGCAGCGUUCGGCCGAUCCCAGCGAGGAGCUGCUGGUUGCGGGUGCCAAGCGCAUUGUGGGGCAGCUGCAGCUGCCAGUGGACACCCAUGUGGCGGACUCCAAGCUGAGCGGCAUACCCUUGGAGCACUUCGUGACGAAACACACAGCGCAGAUGCUCCGCAAUUUGACGCAGCUGCCGGCAUACGUGUACUUCCAUCGGUUGCAGCUGCCACCAGGCGCCAGCUACGAUGGGGUGCAGCUGGAGCAGCUGCUGGGGGAAGCCCUGAGGCUGGAUGGAGCUGCGCUCAGUUCGCGCGGCACUCGUCUGCGCUUCGAGGGUCCAGCGCCCGUCUUGGCUGGUGGACUGCGGCUGGAGCACAGCCUCAAUCAGGUGCCACUGGCCAGUGGCUAUCAGACGCUGCGCGAACCGCUGCACCUGCAACGUGCGGGAUUCCAGCGACUGGAGGCCGCACAGGCGCAGGUUGGCGGUGAAGUGCGUGGCUUGGGGCUGCUCAAUGGCCAACGACUCGGCGAGUUGCUGCAGCAGGAGCCGCACAGCUGGUCGGGCGAGGUGCACGUACAGGAAUUGAUACUGCCGCACGGUGUGCAGGCACAAGAGCUGCAGGGCAUACGCGCGGAGGUGCUGCUCGACUUUCUGCAGCAGCUGGACGAGCUGCCGCUGCUGAUACUGCAGGGACAGCUGCAGGUGGCACGGAUUGCCGUCAGUGGCUCGGUGCAGGUCGAAGGUGCGCUCAACACACGAGACCUGGAGCAGCUGCAGCGGGAGGUCAUCUGGCUGGAUCGCAGCAACGAGAUGCGCACACGCUGGCAGCUCCAGCAGCCGCCUGUGUUCGCCAGCGAUCUGCAUAUCCUCGGCAGCUUCAACGAGCGACUGCUGCCCGAGCUGCUCGCCGACAUUGUCUUCCGCUCGGACAGCGACAGCGCCGGGGAUGUCAUCAUUGAGGGCACAAAAAGCUUCACUGCGCCGCUGCGCGUCCUCGAUGAACUGCAUUUGCAGGCGCUCAACGGUGUGCCCUUCGAGCGGCUGGCCAACAGGCGGCAGCCCCUUAAUCUCUCAGGCAAUGUGCGUCUGCAGGGCCGCCUCCAAGCGGCCAAUGUGCAGCUUCAGGGCGCGUUGAACAACGAUCCGCUGGCCCUGGCACAGCUGGAGCAGCUCCUGCACUGGGACACCCAAUGGCAGGCCUUUGUGCAGCGCGGCCGCGUGGCUCUGCUGCCUGGCGGUGCCUCUAGGCCGCUGGACGAUCUCACAGUGCUCGGGCAUCUCGGGAACCUCAACGAGGAGCCGCUGCAGCAGCUCUUUGAGCAAUUAAUAUUCAAGCAGCAGUCGCACAUCCGCAUCGAUGGCCACAAGUUGUUUACGGGACGCGUAAGCAUGCCCGAGGGAGCGCACAUCCAACGGCUCAACGGACUCGACCUCGAGCAGCUGCUCAGUCAGCUAAUCUUCAUCGAUGGACAGCAGCAGCAGCAGCAGGAGGUGGAGACACCCGUGCACUUUGCUGCGCCCAUUCAAAUGGAACAACUGCUGGCGGAGCGUCUCCUGUUGACGGGGCAGCUACUCAAUGGCUGCAACAUCAGCGACUGGCUGCUGGACACGGUACGCGUGGAUCGUGACUGGCAGGGCAAUGCUGCUCAAGCUCCCAUCACAUUUGCCGCAGGCUCAUUGGAUCACAAUGCCCUGCAGUUGGAGCAGCUAAAUCACGUGAAUCUUUCGCAUUUGGUCACCCUACGCACGGAGCAGCAGCUGCUGGCUCCAUUAAUCGCCGAGGAGCUGCUGCUGGAUGGUGUCAUGGAGGUGCAGGGGCUGGUCAACGGCCGCAAGCUCAGCCAGGAAUAUGCCAAUACUUUGAUGAUAAAUUCCCCCGUGCCACAGACCGUGGAGACGCCACUGCUGCUGCCGGGCAUCCAUGUGCGUGGCCCGCUGCAGGUGAACGCACCAAUCAAUGGCGAUGCCAGCCUCAAUCUGAGCGAUGUGGCCAGCCUGGAGGAGCCGCAGCUGCGUCUGCAAUCACCGCUCUACUUCAGCCGCCUGCAUGCGCCCGCGCUGACUGCCAGACAGCGGCUGAAUGCCUUCGACUACGUGGACUGGCACGCGCGCAGUCUGUGGGCACGCGGCAGAGCUGAGCAGACAAUCAGCGGCAAUUGGCGUGUGAAGCAGCUGAGGGUUAAGCAAGCGGCCUUGGGGGACGCCAGGAACCGCCGCCAGACCAUGGAGCAAAUGGAGCAGCACUACAGGCAGCUGUGCCAGCGGCUGUCCAAGAUGUUUGGCUCCCUGAGACUGCCCUAUCAGGUGCAGAAGCUGAAGCGAAGCUUCACGCUGCGGCAGCCCAAGGGCAGCGAGGAUGUGCGGCGCAUCUUUGGCCUGGAGGCGGACAUCCAGGCGGGUCCUUCCGUUUAUCUGCUCGUGAACGAGCGGGGCUGCUGGACGCGCAUUCAUCGCUGGAAUGGCACACGGUUCGCCCAUGCCGGUGCCUUUCAGAGCGGACCCGUGGACGAGGUGAUUGGCCUUCAGUUGAGGAACGAAAGUGGACGGGAGUUCGCCUUUAUGACCAGCCACGAAAUGGAUGAGGGCGAGCACGAGUCCACGUGGAAUUGCACGGGUGCCGCCGCCGGGGCCGCCAGCGUGCUGCAGAGCUGGCACACGGACGAGGAGCAGGCGGAGACGGAGUCGCUGGCGAUACCAGUGGAGACGCUUCAGGGCUUGAAGCAGCAGCAAAAGGAGCUCCAGAAGCGCCCAUUGCCCAGCAGCUAUCAGGCGGCCAUCAAGUACUUGCAGCGUCCGCCCGUUGAGUCCGAGCUGGGACCACACUGGGGACGUCGCCAGCAGAUCGGCCCCGAGGAGCUGCACGCGCUGCGGCGACGCCUGCUGGAGACGCUCAACUUUCGGCUGCAAACGGAGGUGAAUAUCACGCAGCUGAGCAUUCCCGAGAGCGAUCUGUAUGACGAGCAGCUGGUCGAGGACUUUCUGCAAUUGAUGCAGCAGCUGCGGGGCUUUCGGCCACGCCUCCACACGGACACGCUGCCCCUGCCGGAUAGUCCGGCUCGGGUGCUGGCCGCACGCAGUGCGCAGCUCAUUUGGCCCGUGCUGCAAGAGUUGCGAGAGAUUUCGGCUGACGAUGGGUCGGAGUUGGCUCUGGAGGAGACCCUGCUGGAUGUCCUUGAGGUGGCCAACAAUGGGAGCUCUGAUCAGACCCUGCAGCUGCAUGCGGUAAUUGGCAGAUUGCGUCAAUUGCAGGAGCAGCUGCAGCAUGAGCAGCAGCAGCACGGCGAACCGAUGGCCUCUGCCUCCAGUCGUGCGUCCGAGCAGACGCUGCUCCACUGGCGACCAGUGCAGACGCUGCGCCUGCUUGUGGGCCCCAAGAAUCGUUCGCGGCUGCUCUAUGCGCGCCUCACCCGCUUGGACCCAGACGAGGGGGAUCGACCAACCACACCAUCGAGCGCGCCGCCUGCCCACAUCCAGCUGCACCAUGCCAACGGCUCGCUGUUCCAGUCGCUGGCCGCGGAUCGUCAGGCCAGGCAGCUGACUGCCCUGCGUGUGCGGGACGAGACGCUGCUGGCCUUCGUCGAAGGCUGCUGCCAGAUACGCGUCUUCAUCUACCGCGGUGUCCAGGGCUUUGUGCCAUUCGCGCGCUUUCGCGCCCACAGGACCAGCGAGGAGUCGCCGGUGGUGCAGCUGCUUGCGCUCCGACUGCCGCUUCAGCGUUCGCCCGGAGCAGUCUAUGCACUGGCCGUGGCCCAGGCGCGUCGCAUAACCUUCUACGAGCUGGUCAUCGCGGGGCAACUGGAGCCAUGGCUCAAGUGCAAUUAAUCUAUGUCUGAUUUAAGGUCUGAUUGGAUCUUUCUCCCAUGAGGAAAUGUGCCCAACAAGAGCUGUGAAAAUGCAAACGCAAAGGAGCCGCAGAUCCUAGUGCCAAACCCACAAAAGCGAAACAAACGAAAUUAGAAACAACUAAAAAGAAAAAACACACCAAAAAAUA
This is a messenger RNA of Drosophila guanche, 6728 nucleotides long. RefSeq lists its product as uncharacterized. The transcript is spliced from 7 exons. Gene Ontology annotation, cellular component: cell surface. Bases 77 to 6559 code for a protein of 2160 amino acids. Gene Ontology annotation, molecular function: heparin binding. The record is from RefSeq and is a predicted model, not a curated record. NCBI's taxonomy places the organism in Eukaryota, Metazoa, Arthropoda, Insecta, Diptera, Drosophilidae.